This is a messenger RNA of Chrysoperla carnea, 1857 nucleotides long. RefSeq names its product prion-like-(Q/N-rich) domain-bearing protein 25. The transcript is spliced from 13 exons. The record is from RefSeq and is a predicted model, not a curated record. Bases 64 to 1857 code for a protein of 597 amino acids. NCBI's taxonomy places the organism in Eukaryota, Metazoa, Arthropoda, Insecta, Neuroptera, Chrysopidae.
CGUAAAUUUCAUUACAAUAAUUAACUCGGUCUCCAUAAAUGUAUAUAAAAUUUUUACCCAACCAUGACUAUAAACUGUAUUAAUUAUUAUAUUUUUAUUGCCAUCAUUUCUCUUAAGUAUAUUAACUCAGUACAAGUUCCUCAAAUUCCAUGUUCAUCAAAUGCAAAUUGUUCGGAUAUUGCAGGAAGUAAAUGUGUAAAGAAUUUUUGUGAUUGUGAAGAUGAUCAAAUUGUGAACUCGGAUUUUACCGAAUGCGUAACAAUAUCAACCGGAUAUUAUUCAGACUGCAGUGAUUCAUUACAGUGCAGUUAUUGGAUGCUAACGGGAUCCGAAUGUCAUGUAUCCGAAAAGAAAUGUAAGUGCAAAACCGGUUAUCAUUACCGUGAUGGCCGAUGUUACAAAUCUUUUGGACUAUCACAACCGUGCACACGCAAUGAAGAUUGUUACGAUGGUUACGACAUUGAAGCGUUGCAAUGUAAGAAAGAUGUUUGCGUUUGUAGUGACAAUUACUUCAGUCGAAUGGAUUUAGAUUGCCGGCGUAUAUCUCAAAAAAUUGGUGAUCCUUGUAUUAUUGAUAUAGAGUGUCAAUUUAAAAAUGCAAUAUGUGCGAAAAAUCGUACUUGCCAACUUGCUGGUGAAGAUGAUGAUUCUACUUAUCCUCAACCUGAAAAACCUCCAGAAGUAAAUGUACCAAAUCCCGUAUUGGGUUCCGAUUGCAAAGAAGAUUCUGAUUGUAAAUCUGUGGAUAAUUCUUAUUGCUUAGGUAAAUGUAGAUGUCAACGAAAUUAUCGAAUGGAUAUUAAACAUGAUCGCUGUGUUCCAGAAUUAAAUGUAAACACAAAGCAGAAAGAGGAUUGUUUGUACAUUCGAAACGCUGAAUAUAGAGAUGAAAAAUGUUUAUGUCCUGUUGGCUUUGCGUAUGCAAACAAUAUGGCAGAAUGUAUAAAAGCAACUCGAAUAAUAGAAACUCAUAGUUGUACGACUGAUGUAAACUGUCACACAUUUGGACCAGCUGCAAUUUGCAAUACAGAAAAGAAAACUUGUGAGUGUGGAAACAAUUCUUGGUAUAGUGAUGAGUCUAUGAUUUGCAGAAUACCAAAAGGAAUUGGUGAAAGUUGUUUUAACGACGAUGAUUGCAAAAUAGAUCCAGAAAUUAGUGACAUAUCCCCAAAAUGCACUGAUAAAAAAUGUCAGUGUCCUGAUAAUACAUAUCCGGCUGCUGACAAUACAAUUUGUCAAGCUAAAGACGUUGAAUUGAAUUCGAAAUGCACAAAAAAUUCUGAUUGUAAAACUGCUUAUUCAGAAUGUCUAGAUAAUGUUUGUAAAUGUGAUAAAAAUCAUUAUGAAAAUGGAGACAAAUGUAGUGCAGGGAUUGGAAGUAAAUGUUCAAAAGAUGAUAAUUGUGAAGUACUGCAUUCACAUUGUAAUGACACCGAUAAGACUUGCCAUUGUGAGGAAAACUACGUUAAUUCAAAUCAUUUGUGCUAUGAGGUUAAAACAAUUAACGAAACCUGUGAAUUAGAUAUACAGUGUGAAGAAAAUCUUAAUUAUAUGUAUAGUGUUUGCGAAAAGAAUAGUGCUGACGAUAAGAAUGGCAAAUGUAAUUGCAAAGAUGGUUUCCAUUAUAGAAAUGGCAAAUGUUGGCCAAUAAAAUACUUAGGUGAAAUAUGUAUUCGUGAUGGAGAAUGUUAUAUUGAAUCAGAUCCGCCUACAGUCGAAUGUCGCAAUGGUGAAUGUUCAUGUAUCGUUGGAUUACAAAAUGAUAUUACAAAUUUAAGAUGUGAACGAGAUGGUGCUUUCAAUUUACCGGUGCCAUAUAUUACUCUAAUUUUCAUUUUUUUAUUUAGCACCAUGUAA